Messenger RNA from Anopheles cruzii, 1353 nucleotides. Its product is annotated as DNA helicase MCM9-like. Gene Ontology annotation, cellular component: nucleus; MCM complex. Gene Ontology annotation, molecular function: single-stranded DNA binding; ATP binding; single-stranded DNA helicase activity. Gene Ontology annotation, biological process: double-strand break repair via homologous recombination. Lineage: Eukaryota; Metazoa; Arthropoda; Insecta; Diptera; Culicidae. The record is from RefSeq and is a predicted model, not a curated record.
AUGGAAUCGUACUUGAAACAGUACCUCAGUGACGAGAUUCGUGAAGUGCUCAGCGAGCCAGACGCUUCGGCGCAUGUUUCGGUCCGUGUCGACCUCGCGCAUUUGGAACGACACGAGCCCGCCCUAUUGGCCCGGCUGUUGCAAUCCCCAACCGUCGAGAUGCUGCGGUGGGACGCGUGUUUGCGAAGCGCCCAGGCGUCAUUGCGUCUCUCCGACGUUCGGCUCCCCGCAAGCUUGGCAGUGAAACAAAAUUGCCAUACACGUUUCGUCAACCUGCCCGGGAAGCGGGAGGCAUUUCCGGACACGGAAAACCUGCACGAAUUUGAGGCCUUUCCGGACACCGAAAACCUUCGCGAAUUUGUGCAGGUACAAGGUUGUGUGCUUCGGAUCACGCCGAGCCGCUGCUAUGAGUACAGACGAUGGUACAAGUGGGCACGCUGCCGGCUGGAGGUGCUGAUAGAUGCAGACUACUGUCGGCUGUACAUUUUCGACAAACCAGGACCCUGCAGGGCCGCAAGCUGCGGGAGCUUUUUGCAAGUUGUGUCGGAAUAACCGCAGCAGGAGAAUUAUAGAGAUGUACAGGACAUUCGCAUCACGGAAAUUAUGAGGCCGGCCUCAUUGACUGUGACACUGAAGGACGACCUCGUCGAUGGCUGCUGGCCGGGGGAUCACGUCACCGUCGUAGGCCGCAUGGAACAUCGCAGCAAACCGCCGGUCGUUGGCCAACGUACCGCCAUUACGAUCGCAUUGCGGGCCAACAGCUUGGUUCGCGAAGGCAUAAAAGACAAUUGGGCCAAAGACAAGCUUGAAUAUAAGAUGUGCGCGGAAGCCGAUCGGGACGAUGCUGUGGCAGCUAUCGGUGCGCUGGCGGCAAGGGAUUUUCUAAUCCAAUCGAUCGCCCCCCACAUUCACGGUAUGCAUCCAGUGAAGCUGACUGUGGCACUGUCGUUGGCAUCCUGCAAGGAGCGUCCGUGUGAAGAUUCUUCUUCUACCACCGUUCGGGAACAGUCACACUUGCUGUUGGUCGGUGAUCCGAGCCUGGCUAAAUCACAACUGCUGAAGUUUGCAUCCGAGAUUGCGAGCCCUGCCGUGUACAUCAACGGUAUGGGUUGCUCCGCGGCCGGCCUAACGGCAGCCGCUGUGAAAGGUGACGAUGGUGAGUGGGAGCUGGAAGCAGGGGCUUUAGCUCUGGCGGACACCGGCGUCUAUUGUAUUGAUGAAUUCCUACUGACGAGCAAAACCGAACAAGGAUCGCUGCAUGAAGCGAUGGAACAGCAGAGCGUCUCGGUGGCUAAAGCGGGGAUAGCAGCUUUGACAAGGCAAAACCAUUGUUCGAUCGCUCCCAGCCCCUAG